Bipolaris oryzae ATCC 44560 is the source of this 1656-nucleotide messenger RNA. RefSeq lists its product as uncharacterized. Bases 1 to 1656 code for a protein of 551 amino acids. NCBI's taxonomy places the organism in Eukaryota, Fungi, Ascomycota, Dothideomycetes, Pleosporales, Pleosporaceae. The transcript is spliced from 3 exons. The record is from RefSeq and is a predicted model, not a curated record. Gene Ontology annotation, biological process: transmembrane transport. Gene Ontology annotation, molecular function: transmembrane transporter activity.
AUGGCUGCCCUCAUCCAAUUCAACGCCAUCCACGCAAAAACAAAAGAACAACUCCGAACUCUCAACCUCACCUCCACCCCUCCCCCCAUCCAACCCCACCUAAGCCCCUACGAACCCCCCUUCGAACGCGACCCAAAAGCCUUCCCACAAGACGAAGAGUCCCACGACCCCGACGACAACAACACCUCCCCCUACACCUCCCUCCCAGGCAUCUCCCUCCAAGCCACCAACUCAGGCUCACACUUCUACCUCGUAACUUGGGACUCCGCCUCGGACCCGACCAACCCACGCAACUGGUCGCUUUCCAAACGCCUAAAAGUCCUCUUUCUGCUAGACCUCGUCGCUGCCGUCGUAACAACAGCAAGCUCCAUCGAAGCCCCUGUCGCCCCACAGAGCGCUGCCUUCUUCCACGCUUCAGAAUCCGUACACGCAUUUUGCAGCACGGGGAUUUAUCUCAUGGGCUUCGGCCUGGGCUCGCUGGUUGCAGCACCGGCGUCUGAGAUCUUGGGGCGCUACCAGGUGUAUCUGUACUCGCUGGUGACGUGCGAGUGCUGGCUCAUCGGUGCAGCGCUCGCGCCGAAUUUAGCCUCGUUGGCGAUAUUCCGAUUCUUGGCUGGCUGUUUUGCGUCUGCACCGACGACGGUGGCGGGAGGUAGUAUGAGCGAUCUGUGGUCGGCGCGGGAGAUGACGUGGACGUUUCCUGUGUUUGGGGUUGUGGGGUUUGGCGGGCCCGUACUGGGGCCUGUGAUUGCGAGUUAUAUUGGGGAGAGCAAAGUGGUAAGUUGGCGGUGGGCGGAGUGGAUAAUUGUGGUUUUGACGGGGGUUUGUAUAGUAGUUGUUGCGGUGGCGAUGGAGGAGACGUAUCCGCCGCAGCUGCUGAAGUUGAAGGCGAAGCAGUUGAGGAAGUUUACAGGUGACAGAAGGUUUAAGACGGCGGAGGAGGAUGAGGAUGAGGGGCUUGGAAGCAAGCUCAAGAAGAACUUUACUCGGCCGUUUCGUCUGGCGCUUGAACCGAUUGUGGUUUUGCUAACGUUCUACAAUACGCUCGUGUAUGUGGUGUUGUUCACGUUCCUCGUGGGUUACCCAUACACAUUCCAAAAGACGUACGGAAUGAGCCAGGGACUCAAGAACUUAUGCUUCCUUGGCCUGUUGGUUGGCAUCCUGCUAUCGACAGCUCUCAUUCCCUUUAUUUGGACAAAAACAGAGCGGCUGUGCCGUGAGAAAGGAGAUGAUGGCUCGGGAAAAUCGAUUCCCCAGGAGUCGCGGCUGAUGUUUGCAAUGUUUGGGGCACCAUUCAUACCGAUCGGGCUCUUCUGGAUGGGCUGGACAAGCUAUGAAACUAUAUCAGUUUGGUCACCACUGGCUGCCUCAGUCGUCAUUGGUUUCGGUACGGUAUGCAUAUUCAUGAGCACUUACCUGUAUAUCAUCGACAGCUAUCAGAUGUAUGCUGCAUCUGCACUGAGUUUCCAAACUACUGUGCGCUAUGUCAUAGCCAGCGUCAUGACAAUUGGCGGUACAACAAUGUAUAGGGACAUUGGAACGCACUGGGCGCUGACCGUGCUUGGGUGUAUUGCCAUAGUUGUUACUCCUGUUCCAUAUGUCUUAUACCGCUACGGCGAAAUUAUUCGCAGAAAGAGUAAAUUUGCCGUUAGAUAG